Molecule: messenger RNA, 4250 nt
Organism: Oncorhynchus kisutch (coho salmon)
Lineage: Eukaryota; Metazoa; Chordata; Actinopteri; Salmoniformes; Salmonidae
Product: extracellular calcium-sensing receptor-like
Exons: 6
Coding region: 25-2601 (858 amino acids)
Biological process (GO): G protein-coupled receptor signaling pathway
Cellular component (GO): plasma membrane
Molecular function (GO): G protein-coupled receptor activity
Source: RefSeq, a predicted model, not a curated record
ACAGCUGCCCUGCUGAAGGCUGGCAUGGCACUGAGUACAGGAGUGGUUCUCCGGCUGCUGGUGGUGGUGAUCAGAGGUAUGGCUGCUCCUGCACCAAUCUGCUCUCUGCUGGGCCAACCCGCUCUGCCUCUCCUGUCUGCCGAGGGGGACAUCAACAUUGGGGCAGUGUUCCCUCUACAUAGGAAUGCCCUCUUCAAGGUCCAUUCAUUCACCUCCAGACCAGAGAAAACACCCUGUAUCAGUAUCAACCAACGUGAGUUCCAGUUUGCACAGACCCUGAUCUUUGCCCUGGAGGAGAUCAACAACAGCAGUGAUCUGCUCCCAGGGCUGUCUCUGGGUUACCAGGUCUAUGACUCCUGUAGCUAUGCCCCCCUGGCCAUCCACUCAGCCCUGGCCCUGAUGAACAGCCCUGGGCCUGAGGACAGCCUGGGAGACCCAUCCUCCUGUUCCAGAUCUCCAGCCGUGUUGGGUAUUGUUGGGGAGUCAAGCUCCACAUCCACCAUCGGAAUAUCAUCCCUGGUCGGACCAUUCAGCAUCCCUGUGAUCAGCCACUUUGCCACCUGUGCUUGUCUGAGUAACAAAAAAAAGUUCCCCUCCUUCUUCAGAACCAUCCCCAGUGACUUCUACCAGAGCAGAGCCCUGGCAAAGCUGGUCAAACACUUUGGAUGGAACUGGGUGGGAGUGGUGAACAGCAACAAUGACUAUGGAAACAACGGCAUGGCCACAUUCAUGGAGGCAGCGUGGCAUGAAGGGGUCUGUGUAGAGUACCAAGAGUCCAUCCAUCGCACAGAUCCCAGAGAGAAGCUCCUGGAAGUCGUCAAGGUCAUCCGGAGGGCCACAGCCAGGGUGGUGGUACUGUUCAUGGGCUUGGGGGACAUCGUUCCCCUGAUGAAUGAGAUGGCCCUGGAGGGAGAUCCAGGGCUGCAGUGGGUGGGCAGCGAGGCCUGGAUCACAGCCAGAAUGCUGACGGAGAACAAGGCCUACGGCUUCCUGAGGGGAGCGGUUGGCUUUGCCAUCAGGAAUGCCAGGCUGGAUGGUCUGGAGGGGUUCCUAGACAAGGUGCACCCCUCCCAGGCGCCAGACAACACCCUGCUCAGGGAGUUCUGGGAGACUGUGUUCCAGUGCUCGUUCGAGGGGGGCAGCAGCACGCUGUGCACAGGAACAGAGAGCUUAGCAAAGCUGAAUAACCAAUACACUGACAUGUCAGAGCUGAGAAUACCCAAUAAAGUAUACACAGCUGUAUAUGCGAUUGCACAUGCUCUGCACAACCUAAUGACAGACAUAAAGAAUAACACAGACAGCGGCAAAAGACCAGUCUACAAACCACAGCAGGUGCUACAGUACCUGAAGGAGGUGAGGUUUAGAGUAAAGACAGGAGAGGAGAUCUGGUUUGAUGAUAACGGAGAUGUGGUGGCGUGCUACGACCUAGUGAACUGGCAGCAGGAGGAGGAUGGGACCCUGCAGUUCCAUGUUGUUGGGCUGUAUGAUUCCUCGAUGCCCCCUGAACAGCGCAUUAACUUCAACAAGGGAAAACUGGUCUGGGCAGGGGGCCAGGCAGAGGCACCUGCAUCAGUGUGCAGUGAGAGCUGUCCCACAGGCACUCGUAAGGCUGUACAGAAAGGAAAGCCUGUAUGCUGUUAUGACUGUGUACCAUGUGCGGAGGGAGAGAUCAGUAAUAUCACAGAUUCUAACGGCUGCUAUCGAUGUGACUUGGAGUAUUGGUCCAAUGAAAAAAGGGACCGCUGUGUGUUGAAACCAGUUGAAUUUCUCUCCUAUGAAGAAAUGAUGGGCAUAGUUCUGGUGUUUUUCUCCUUACUGGGAUCCGGUGUUACUACUCUGGUAGCUGUUGUGUUUUCAAUUCACAAGGACACUCCCAUUGUCAGAGCCAACAACUCUGAGCUGAGCUUCCUGCUGCUCUUCUUCUUGACUCUGUGUUUUCUGUGUUCUCUUACUUUCAUCGGCCGGCCCUCUGAGUGGUCCUGUUCACUGCGCCACACAGCAUUUGGGAUCACCUUCGUCCUCUGCAUGUCUUGUGUUCUGGGGAAAACAAUAGUGGUUUUGAUGGCCUUCAGGGCUACACUUCCAGCCAGUAAUAUCAUGAAAUGGUUUGGUCCUCCACAGCAGAGACUCAGUGUUCUUGCUUUCACUCUCAUACAGGUCCUGAUCUGUGUACUUUGGCUAACAGUCUCCCCUCCUUUCCCCUACAAGAACAUGAAGACCUAUAAGGAAAAGGUCAUUCUAGAGUGUGAUGUGGGUUCAGCUAUUGGUUUCUGGGCUGUGUUGGGGUAUAUAGGACUCCUGGCUCUCUUGUGCUUUGUGCUGGCUUUUCUGGCUCGAAAGCUGCCUGAUAACUUCAAUGAGGCCAAAUUCAUCACCUUCAGCAUGCUCAUAUUCUGUGCUGUCUGGAUCACCUUUAUCCCAGCUUAUGUCAGCUCUCCUGGGAAGUUCACUGUAGCUGUGGAGAUCUUUGCUAUUCUUGCCUCCAGUUUUGGUUUACUUUUCUGCAUUUUUGCUCCUAAAUGUUUCAUUAUAUUGCUGAGGCCAGAGCAAAACACCAAGAAACAUAUGAUGGGGAAGACAUCCAAUGAUAUACGAUAUUAAAGAAACAUAUUUUGGGAAAGGCGUCAACCAAAGCCCUUUAGGAUGAAUACUGACCAUUGGCUUAUUCAAAGUCUUUCUAUAAUAAACACAGACACAUCAUAUCUAAGUCAAUCAUGGGUUAUACUCAUCCCCAGACACAUCAUAUCUAAGUCAAUCAUGGGUUAUACUCAUCCCCAGACACAUCAUAUCUAAGUCAGUCAUGGGUUAAACUCAUCCCCAGACACAUCAUAUCUAAGUCAAUCAUGGGUUAAACUCAUCCACAGGCUCAAUUGAUACCAAAAAAUAGAGCCUGGAAACACUGUGCAAUGAAGUGGGACUUGAAAGGGGAAGGGUUCAAAUCAAGGAUAGAGAGAGCCUGCUACAGUUUGACUAUGAAAACUGCAGAAAACCUCACAAUGAUCAUUGGACUUUUAGGAAGCCCCAACUGAUUCUGAGUUUGGGCUUAUUUCUUAUUUUAUUUAUUUCACCUUCAUUUAACCAGGUAGACUAGUUGAGAUGAGGUGCUCAUUUACAAAUGCGACCUGGCCAAGAUAAAGCAAAGCAGUGCGACACAAACAACAACACAGAGAGUUACACAUGGAAUAAACAAACAUGGAGUCAAUAAUACAAUACAGUGUGUGCAAAUGAUGUAGGAUAAGGGAGGUAAGGCAAUAAAUAUGCCACAGUAGAUACAUAAUGACAAUAUAGCAAUUAAACACUAGAGUGAUAGAUGUGCAGAUGAUGAAUGUGCAAAGGAGCAAAAUAUGAAGUUUACAUGUGAGAACUACGUGCAUUCUUCCUGAUUUCCCGAACUCACUUCCUUGUUUAGCCUAAUUUGUUUGUAGAGGGAAGGUUCUAAGGGUUACGUUGGAUGGUGAUGGACUGAGAUAUCAGCCAAUGUAAAUCCGCUCCUGCCAUAGGCUCCAUUACUGUCUCUUCAUGAGACAUUGUGAGAGAUGGUUUGAAAGAGAAAGAGCCGGCUGGUGGACAAGAUCUUUCAUGGGUACAUAGAUGUUCAAUAAGUACAAAAAGUCCUGAACAAACAUCCAACAGCACAUUAUGCCAAGCAGCCAUAUCUACAUGGGUGUGGUCGCACAUUAUGCCAAGCACCCAUAUCUACAUGGGUGUGGUCGCACAUUAUGCCAAGCAGCCAUAUCUACAUGGGUGUGGUCGCACAUUAUGAAAGUCAAGACAAUAAUGAAGCAGAAAGAAAAUGUAUUAUUUUGACUAUGUUUCUCACUGCUCUACCCCAGCGGCCACUGACAGCCUGCUGUGCUUCCACAGGCCCCCUCAGUGACCCCCUCAGUGACCCCCUCAGUGACCCCCUCAGUGACUGCUGCUGUCCAGUCCAGGUCCAGAUCAGGAGCCCACACACAAGCCCCUUACUGAGCCUCUGUUUCACAGGCCUGCUCUGGACAAGCAUGGUCUACUAUCUCAUCAAAAACAACAUUGACCUCUUAAACCUCUCCUCAUAGGCCUGUGGGCCACAACCCAAUGUGUGUCAAUACACCAAUGGGCAUGUGGCAUUCAUACCACCAUCAACACAUAGCAAGGCCUCAGUGAAAUGUGUUAUAAAGAAUAUAUGUGUAUUUUCCAUGUAUCGUGUAAUGUAUUGGCUACCCUUCAUGUAAUAUUACAGUGGUUGUAAUAAACAAUUCAGCUGUCUAAUA